UCUCUCUCUCUCUCUCUCUCUCUCUCUCUCUCUCUCUCUCUCUCUCUCUCUCUCUCUCUCCUCCCAGGCCGAUGGAGCCAGAGUUCUGCUACGGGAAUGGCUCUUGUGUGAGGACGGUCUACCCUGUUGCUGCCCGCGUCACCCUCUACUUGGUCCUGGGGUCUGCGGUGGUCUUCACAGUGCUGGGGAACCUCUUUGUGAUCGUGGCCAUCGCUCACUUCAAGCAACUCCACACGCCUACCAACUACCUGACCCUCUCCCUGGCCAUAACCGACCUCCUCCUGGGGGUGAUGGUCAUGUUCCCCGGAAUGAUUCGCUCCGUUGAGAGCUGUUGGUUCUUCGGGGAGAUGUUCUGCAAGCUAUUCAUCAGCUCAGACGUGUUGCUGUCCACCGCGUCCAUCUUGAACCUGUCCUUUAUAUCCAUAGACCGCUAUUAUGCCGUGUGCCAGCCUCUGCUCUACCCCCGUAAGAUAACGGUUCACACGGCAGUCGUCAUGAUCCUGGUCACAUGGUGUGUCUCUGCUGUGGUCGGCUUCGGAAUGAUCUUCCUAAAGCUGAAUAUUUGGGGAAUAGAGGAGUUCUACUAUAACAAAGUGGCGUGUGAGGGAGGGUGCUUUUUGUUUACGACUGGGGUGGCCAGCACACUCUCUGCCAUUAUCUCUUUCUACAUCCCCGGGGUCAUCAUGCUGGCCAUCUACCUGAAGAUCUACAUGGUUGCCCAGAGACAAGGGCGCACCAUAGGCCUAGAGAACACCAGCUCCUCCAAGGUGGACAAACACCAGAGAAAAGCCACCAAAACGCUGGCCUUCGUCAUGGGAGUGUUUCUGUCUCUCUGGACGCCGUUUUUCCUCUGUUACAUCAUUGACCCCUACAUCGGCUACUCUGUUCCACCGGCCUUGUUCGACACACUCGUGUGGCUGGGGUAUCUCAAUUCCACCAUCAACCCGUUGGUGUACGCCUUCUUCUACAGUUGGUUCAGGAAGGCGUUUCAAAUGAUUGUUUCUGGUCGCAUCUUUCGGUCGGACAUGUCAGACACAAAACUGUUCUCAGAGUGACAGUGGUUUGAUGUUGAGGCCUCCAAGAAGAUGUGGGGCCAUGAAAAUAAAGGCUUAUCAACUGAUGUGUUGAAAUUCCAAUAAAUUACAAAUGUUUGUCCCAUUAAAUCAGUUUAGUCAUCAUUAAAAUAAAUAAAUACAAUUUCAUUAAACCCAAAACCAGCCAAUUCUGGUAUUAUUUAAGGUACUAUUCAUGCUUUAAUCAUACUAUUCAAGUUUCUCUCGCAGAAAUUCCUGGUGUUGUGUCUUGUUGUGUCUUUACAAAUGCUUAAUUAAGUGUUUGAUAUUAAACCCUGCUAAACCCACCCCUGAAUCAUUUGCGUUCCGAAUUUUAGGAUGUUAUACUUCCACACCUGACAUGACCACAGGUGCACAGGUAGCUCUCACAUGGUAGCUCUCAUUCUCACGCAACCAAUUGGCUACUAUUGGUGUUAUCACGUGGCACAGAUUAUAUUUUCUUUGUUGUUUCCAGCAUUCUCGGAAAGUAUCUCCCCAAUAUCAAUGCUGUGUAUCGGGACAGGACAUCCAUAGUUCAUUUAAAAUCAAUAAUGUAGCAUGGUUCCCUCGAGUCCACUUUCUUUAACUGCAGAAACCUCAGAAAAGUGGAAAACAUGAAUGAUGGUUGACUUCAAACACUUGAAUUGGUCUAUGGCUAUAUGUGAAUGUUGUUAACUGACAAAAUAUAAAUCAAAUCUGGGAAUAAAUCUAUGGAAGAUCUGAAUGCGUCUUUCUCUUCCCUACAUUUCCAUUCAAACUACAUUUCCAUUUGAAGUCCUUAAUCUUACACUGAUGAACUUGUUAUUUUGUUUGACAUUGUACAUAUGUAGCAAGGCAACAUUUUCCCUUGAGCAAGGUAGAAAAAAGUAUGAAUUUAAUAAAGUAAUUAAAAUACAGCGUCAAAUGGUGUUGGCGUUAUGUGUCUCUCUCUCAACACAUCUUCCCGUCAACAUUGUCCACGUUGACAUUUACAGCCUUUUCUCAGAGAUUGUGAUUGCAUCUGGCCACAUUGUCUAGGGAAAUGGCCCAGUCAGAGCAGAGGCUGACUGUUUUGACCCUGACACCAUCUGGAAAAGAUAACUUAUAUAAAGCACAUCCUGCCUGUAGCCACUGAGUAUUCCUCUCUAGCUGACGGAGGUAAGCCCCCACUUAA
Molecule: messenger RNA, 2205 nt
Organism: Gadus macrocephalus (Pacific cod)
Lineage: Eukaryota; Metazoa; Chordata; Actinopteri; Gadiformes; Gadidae
Product: trace amine-associated receptor 1-like
Exons: 1
Coding region: 72-1055 (327 amino acids)
Biological process (GO): adenylate cyclase-activating adrenergic receptor signaling pathway
Cellular component (GO): membrane
Molecular function (GO): trace-amine receptor activity
Source: RefSeq, a predicted model, not a curated record